GAAGCCAUGGUCCCAACCGCUGUCUGCUGCGUUCCAGUCCGUCCAGGCCCUUCCAGGAGGAAGAGGCACGUUACAAGAGAGGAGGGGCAGGGGUCCCAGCACUGAAUACCCUGGCAGGGGUUUUGACAGCUGCCACAGUCCCUGAGCUCCUGCCUGGCGCCCGAACCCGGUCCCCGCCAUGGGGCCCCCUUCCACCUCAGGCUUCUAUGUGAGCCGCGCGGUGGCCCUGCUGCUGGCUGGGCUGGUAGCCGCCCUCCUGCUGGCGCUGGCCGUACUCGCCGCCUUGUACGGCCACUGCGCGCGCGUCCCACCUUCGGGGCUGCCUGGACUCGGGGGUUCGGAAGCCGAGUCCUCCCCUCCCCUCAGGCAGAAGCCGACGCGGACCCCGAAACCCGGCAGUGCACGCGAGCUGGCGGUGACGACCACCCCAAGCGACUGGCGCCCCCCGGGGCCCUGGGACCAGCUACGCCUGCCGCCCUGGCUCGUGCCGCUGCACUACGACCUGGAGCUGUGGCCGCGGCUGAGGCCAGACCACCUUCCGGCCGGGUCUUUGCUCUUCACUGGCCGCGUGAACAUCACGGUGCGCUGCACGGGGGCCACCUCUCGCCUGCUGCUGCAUAGCCUGUUCCAGGACUGCGAGCGCGCCGAGGUGCGGGGCCCCCUGUCCCCGGGCACUGGGAACGCCACAGUGGGCCGCGUGCCCGUGGACGACGUGUGGUUCGCGGUGGACACGGAAUACAUGGUGCUGGAGCUCAGUGAGCCCCUGAAACCUGGUAGCAGCUACGAGCUGCAGCUCAGCUUCUCCGGCCUGGUGUAUGAAGACUUCAAGGAGGGACUCUUCCUCAACGUCUACACAGACCAGGGCGAGCGCAGGGCCCUGUUAGCAUCCCAGCUGGAACCAACAUUUGCCAGGUAUGUUUUCCCUUGUUUUGAUGAGCCAGCUCUGAAGGCAACUUUUAAUAUUACAAUUAUUCAUCAUCCAAGUUAUGUGGCCCUUUCCAACAUGCCAAAGCUAGGUCAGUCUGUAAAAGAAGAUGUGAAUGGAAGCAAAUGGACUGUUACUACCUUUUCCACUACGCCCCACAUGCCAACUUACUUAGUUGCGUUUGUUAUAUGUGACUAUGACCAUGUCAACAGAACAGAAAGGGGCAAGGAGAUACGUAUCUGGGCCCGGAAAGAUGCCAUUGCAAAUGGAAGUGCAGACUUUGCUUUGAACAUCACAGGUCCCACCUUCUCUUUUCUGGAGGAUUUGUUUAAUAUCAGUUACUCUCUUCCAAAAGCAGAUAUAAUUGCCUUGCCUAGUUUUGACAGCCAUGCAAUGGAAAACUGGGGACUAAUGAUAUUUGAUGAAUCAGUAUUGUUGUUGGAACCAAAAGAUCAACUGACAGAAAAAAAGAUUCUGAUCUCCUACAUUGUCUCCCACGAGAUUGGACACCAGUGGUUUGGAAACUUGGUUACCAUGAAUUGGUGGAACAACAUCUGGCUCAAGGAAGGUUUUGCAUCUUAUUUUGAGUUUGAAGUAAUUAACUACUUUAAUCCUAAACUCCCAAGAAAUGAGGUCUUUUUUUCCAACAUUUUACAUAAUGUCCUCAGAGAAGAUCACGCCCUGGUGACUAGAGCUGUGGCCUUGAAGGUGGAACAUUUCAAAACAAGUGAAAUAGAGGAACUCUAUGACUUAUUUACUUACAGCAAGGGAGCGUCUAUGGCCCGGAUGCUUUCUGGUUUCUUGAAUGAGCAUUUAUUUGUCAGUGCACUCAAGUCAUAUUUGAAGACGUUUUCCUACUCAAAUGCUGAGCAAGAUGAUCUGUGGAGGCAUUUUCAAAUGGCCAUAGAUGACCAGAGUACAGUUAUUUUGCCAGCAACAAUAAAAAAAAUAAUGGACAGUUGGACACACCAGAGUGGUUUUCCAGUGAUCACUUUAAAUGUGUCUACUGGCAUCAUGAAACAGGAGCCAUUUUAUCUUGAAAAGGUUAAAAAUCGGACUCUUCUAACCAGCAAUGACACAUGGAUUGUCCCUAUUCUUUGGAUAAAAAAUGGAACUACGCAAUCUUUAGUUUGGCUAGAUCAAAGAAGCAAAGUAUUCCCUGAAAUGCAAGUUUCAGAUUCUGACCAUGACUGGGUGAUUUUGAAUUUGAAUAUGACUGGAUAUUACAGAGUUAAUUAUGAUAAAUUAGGUUGGAAGAAACUAAAUCAACAACUUGAAAAGGAUCCUAAGGCUCUUCCUGUUAUUCACAGGCUGCAGUUGAUUGAUGAUGCCUUUUCCUUGUCUAAAAACAAUUAUAUUGAGAUUGAAACAGCACUUGAGUUAACCAAGUACCUUGCUGAAGAAGAUGAAAUUAUAGUAUGGCAUACAGUCUUGGUAAACUUGGUAACCAGGGAUCUCGUUUCUGAUGUGAACAACUAUGAUAUAUACCCAUUAUUAAAGAAGUACCUAUUAAAGAGACUUAAUUUAAUAUGGAAUAUUUAUUCAACUAUAAUUCGUGAAAAUGUGUUGGCAUUACAAGAUGACUACUUAGCUCUAAUAUCACUGGAAAAACUUUUUGGAACUGCGUGUUGGUUGGGCCUUGAAGACUGCCUUCAGCUGUCAAAAGAACUCUUCACAAAAUGGGUGGACCAUCCAGAAAAUGAAAUACCUUAUCCAAUUAAAGAUGUGGUUUUAUGUUAUGGCAUUGCCUUGGGAAGUGAUAAAGAGUGGGACAUCUUGUUAAAUACUUACACUAAUACAACAAAGGAAGAAGAAAAGAUUCAACUUGCUUAUGCAAUGAGCUGCAGCAAAGACCCAUGGAUACUUAACAGAUUUAUGGAGUAUGCCAUCAGCACAUCUCCAUUCACUUCUAAUGAAACAAAUGUAAUUGAGAUUGUGGCAGCAUCUGAAGUUGGCCGGUAUGUCGCAAAAGACUUCUUAGUCAACAACUGGCAAGCUGUGAGUAAAAGGUAUGGCACACAAUCAUUGAUCAAUCUAAUAUAUGCAAUAGGGAGAGCCAUAACUACAGAUUUACAGAUUGUAGAGCUGCAGCAGUUUUUCAGUAACAUGUUGGAGGAACACUCGAGGAUCAGCGUUCAUGCCAAAUUACAGACAAUAAAGAAUGAAAAUCUGAAAAACAAGAAGCAAAGUGCCAGGAUGGCUGCGUGGCUAAGGAGAAACACAUAGCUUGUGGCUAUCUUUCAGCACUCCUCUUGCAUAUUAUAAUGUAGUUUGCUCACAGUUUUGUCUUCCAAUACUUUGUGAGUCUGGAAAACCAUACAUUUUGUUUGUAUUCCAGUCACAUUUAUUACUCAGAGUGCCUUUCUUCUCAUAUUGUCAUGUUUGGCCCUGAGGUUGGGUGAUUGCUGACAAUUUUGCCAAUGCUGCUGUAUUUCUGGGAAAGAUGUCACUUCACGUUGGGCUGUAAUCCCACAGAAUUUACUUUAAAUGUUGUGUAAAAACAAAUUAACCUAAG
This is a messenger RNA of Piliocolobus tephrosceles (Ugandan red Colobus), 3440 nucleotides long. It is a transcript of the gene LVRN, whose product is annotated as laeverin. Gene Ontology annotation, biological process: proteolysis; peptide catabolic process. NCBI's taxonomy places the organism in Eukaryota, Metazoa, Chordata, Mammalia, Primates, Cercopithecidae. The coding region runs from base 179 to 3151 and encodes 990 amino acids. The transcript is spliced from 20 exons. The record is from RefSeq and is a predicted model, not a curated record. Gene Ontology annotation, molecular function: metalloaminopeptidase activity; peptide binding; zinc ion binding. Gene Ontology annotation, cellular component: cytoplasm; membrane.